Rotaria socialis is the source of this 1272-nucleotide messenger RNA. NCBI's taxonomy places the organism in Eukaryota, Metazoa, Rotifera, Eurotatoria, Philodinida, Philodinidae. The record is from the annotation of a GenBank genome assembly.
AUGCUCAAUUCUCCAAUGAUUCAAAAUGUGUCGCCAGCCUACGUUGUUAGAGCUUUAGUGCCACAAGCACACGGCACAUAUGUUGUUCGAUAUCAAACAUUGAACGAUGAAAUUAUUUCAUCUAUUCAUAUAAAUAAUCAAUCGAAAACAUCAUCAAUUGAAUCUUCGGAUAGAGAUCUUCAUGUUGUUUUAUCAGUCCGUGUCGAUGAGACUUUAUAUAAACGUCCAAUAAUGAAUUAUUUUUUAUCACUGAUGGGAUCUCGUGGUGAACAAAAUCAUGCACAAUUAUUAGAACAAUAUCAUAGCGAACGAAGUCAGCUAGCGAAUUAUACAUCAUUAACACAUGAAUUAGUUCUUCCAAUUGAAAAUUUAUCAUGGAUCAUAGAUCCAAAUGAAUUUCGUAGUCUGAAUUUUGUACGAGAUCGUUUGAGUGGUAAAAAUAAUGAUGGAAUAUCUGAAGGUUAUUGGCAACGACCAAAUCAAAAUGAUAUUAAAAUAUUUAUUAAACGUUUUCCACAAACUAGUUCCUAUUAUGAUAACGAAUUAAAUUUACUUCAGCAACUCUGCUUUUUUUCUGUUGUCACACUAUUCGGUCAUUAUUCUGAUCAACAAAAUAAUUAUUUAGUAUUUGCACACAGCGGACGAUCACUGGAAUCGAUCUGUCCGUUACGAGCUCGAACAUCCCUAUCGAAAAUGUCUCGAAUCGUAAAUGUUGCUUUUCAAAUAUCCAAUGCUAUGAUCUAUCUUGAAAAGAAAAAUAUUGUUCAUCGCGAUCUAACAGCAAGUAAUGUUCUUGUCGAUUCUUAUGGUUAUAUUCGUAUUGCCGAUUUUGGUCAUGCCAUACAAAAAGAAGAAGGCAAAAAUAAUCUCUCAAAAUCAAUUACAUACAAUGGUGAAUAUCGAUUUCAAGUUCGCUUUCUUGCGCCGGAAUGCAUACCAAAACGAGUACAAAGUCGAUCGAACCAAUCCAAUAAUCAAAUACGAAGAGAAAUUUAUGCAAGUUUUUCACCGAAAAGUGAUGUCUGGGCAUUUGGUAUUUUAAUUGUACAACUUAUGCUUAAGAAUCCUUCGAAACCAUAUCCUCAUAUAGACAACGACCGAGAUGUAUCAAAGCGAGUGGCGAUGAAUCGUGAAAUACACCCGAAACCGGAUGGGUGUAAUAUUGAUAUUUAUUAUAUACUUCAGCAAUGUUGGGCUUAUGAACCUAUAAAUCGUAUAUCAUUUCAAGAAAUUCGAGAGAAGAUGAGAGUGUUAUCGUCAAUAUUUCGUUAA